CUCCGUGUCUCGCUCGCUCCGUUCCGAUCGCCCGGUGCGGCGGGGCAGGGUCUGGGGUUAGUCAUGGCGUCCCCGUCUCGGAGACUGCAGACUAAACCAGUCAUUACUUGUUUCAAGAGCGUCCUCUUGAUCUACACUUUCAUCUUCUGGAUCACUGGUGUUAUCCUUCUUGCCGUUGGCAUUUGGGGCAAGGUGAGCCUGGAGAAUUAUUUUUCCCUUUUAAAUGAGAAGGCCACCAAUGUCCCCUUCGUGCUCAUUGGCACUGGCACUGUCAUUAUUCUUUUGGGCACCUUCGGCUGUUUUGCUACCUGCCGAGCUUCUGCAUGGAUGCUAAAACUGUAUGCAAUGUUUCUGACUCUCAUUUUUUUGGUUGAACUGGUCGCUGCCAUCGUAGGAUUUGUUUUCAGACAUGAGAUAAAAAACAGCUUUAAGAAUAAUUAUGAGAAGGCUUUAAAACAAUAUAACGCUACGGGAGAUUAUAGAAGCGAUGCAGUAGACAAGAUUCAAAAUACGUUGCAUUGUUGUGGUGUCACCGACUAUAGAGAUUGGAAGGAUACUAAUUAUUACUCAGAAAAAGGAUUUCCCAAGAGCUGCUGUAAACUUGAAGGUUGUUCUCCUCAGAGAGAUGCAGAUAAAGUAAACAAUGAAGGUUGUUUUAUAAAGGUGAUGACCAUUAUAGAGUCAGAAAUGGGAGUCGUUGCAGGAAUUUCUUUUGGAGUUGCUUGCUUCCAGCUGAUUGGAAUCUUUCUAGCCUACUGCCUCUCUCGUGCCAUAACCAAUAACCAGUAUGAGAUAGUGUAACCAGCACGUCACGGGCUUACUCCUCUCCAACGUUAAGGACAUUUACAUUCCCCUCUAUGAACUACAAGAUUGCCUGGAUGGAAGACUGCCUAACAUUACUUACGGAUAGACCGAAAAACUACACCAAUAGUCUGACUCGAUCAAGACAUUUGUUCAAUAUGUUCUAAGUCCACCUUCUGUCCCAUUCAUGUUAGAUCAUUGAAACCCCUGUAUCACUCUCAAACACUGGAAGAGCUAGUAAAUUGUAAAAGAAGCAAUACUGUGUUCCUCUUUUAUUUCUCUCAGUGUGGGGCUUUCAAAAGGCACUGUGAAUUUGCUACUUUGAUGUAGCGUUAUAAAAUGGAAAAUUGACCCCUCUGAAUUUGCUAUUGAUGUGGUGUGGUAGAAAAUUGACCCCAACUUGCAUCGAGAAGUUAAAAUGUUUUCAUUAGUCUCUGUUCUGCUGAUAGGCAGAGGGUCACCUUGUGUCAUUUAAUUCCAGCCAGUAGUCGGAUGGCACCCAUCAUCAGAGUUGCCAGAUGGUGGUAGCCGUCUCUGACCCAAGGCACUACCAGGGUUCUGUGACACAUCGGGCUGCAGCACGCUUACACUUGACAUUUCUCUGCCUCCAAAUUAAGGUGUUUAUACUGAUGUUUCUAUUUCCCCUAUUGUUUGAAAGGUUCUAAUUGUUACUUAAUGGUGUCGGAAUUAUUGUAUUUUUCUUAGGAAUUUAAAGCAACUUAUCUUCAUUAGCUUUAGCUGUUGUUUCCUUACCAGGUUGAUAUGACUUACUUGUCAAUAUUAUGGUCAACUUUAGUAGUCUUAGUUUUGGUUUGUGUCUUUGAUUAAUAAAUAUAAAUCUUUCAUGUAAUAAA
This is a messenger RNA of Diceros bicornis minor, 1655 nucleotides long. RefSeq names its product tetraspanin 6 (gene TSPAN6). The transcript is spliced from 8 exons. The coding region runs from base 64 to 801 and encodes 245 amino acids. NCBI's taxonomy places the organism in Eukaryota, Metazoa, Chordata, Mammalia, Perissodactyla, Rhinocerotidae. The record is from RefSeq and is a predicted model, not a curated record. Gene Ontology annotation, cellular component: membrane.